Catharus ustulatus (Swainson's thrush) is the source of this 3297-nucleotide messenger RNA. RefSeq names its product zinc finger and BTB domain containing 8A (gene ZBTB8A). Bases 105 to 1547 code for a protein of 480 amino acids. The record is from RefSeq and is a predicted model, not a curated record. The transcript is spliced from 4 exons. Gene Ontology annotation, biological process: regulation of transcription by RNA polymerase II. Gene Ontology annotation, molecular function: RNA polymerase II cis-regulatory region sequence-specific DNA binding; protein binding; DNA-binding transcription factor activity, RNA polymerase II-specific. NCBI's taxonomy places the organism in Eukaryota, Metazoa, Chordata, Aves, Passeriformes, Turdidae.
CCGAGGCGGGGCCGGGGAUCCCGCAGCCACCGCCCGCUCCCCCCGGCUCGGCGGCAGCGCCCGCAGCUCCCCGCCGAGCAACGUUUCAUUUCACCUUUUCUGGGAUGGAGAUUUCUUCCCACCAGUUUCACCUCUUGCAACAACUCAAUGAGCAGCGCAGGCAGGACUUGUUCUGUGACUGCAACAUCCUGGUGGAGGGCAAGGUCUUCAAAGCCCAUCGCAAUGUGCUGUUUGCCAGCAGUGGCUACUUCAAAAUGCUCCUCUCACAGAGCUCGAAGGAAACCAGUCAGUCCACGACAGCCACUUUCCAGGCCUUUUCUCCUGACACCUUCACAGUCAUCCUAGAUUUUGUGUAUUCAGGCAAACUGUCCCUCACUGGUCAGAAUGUGAUCGAAGUCAUGUCAGCUGCCAGCUAUCUGCAGAUGACAGAUGUGAUCAGCGUGUGUAAAACCUUCAUCAAGUCGUCGCUGGACAUCAGUGAGAAGGAGAAGGAUCGUUACUUCAGCCUGUCAGACAAAGAUGUGAGUUCCAACGGCGUGGAGCGCUCCUGUGUGUACAGCGGAGGGUGGAGGGCAGAGAGCAGCCCCCCACAUCCCCACUCCAGCCCUGACCCCGGGACUUGUAUGAUGGGCGGCAACGCUUGGAGCAAUUUCAACUAUUACCCCACCUCUCAAAGAAAUGCCCAACAGCAGCUGUCCAAACACGAGCAGAGGCAGGAUUCCAUCAAGAAAUCUCGGCACCUGGGGCUGCAGCAACCUUCUGACAUCCCUCACUAUAAAUCAAGCAAGCUGGAGGACAGAGCUGCCGAGCCCGCCGGCCACGCCGCGCCGGCCGAGGAACAAGUUCACAUCGACGCCGAGGUUGAAGCUCCUCACGUGGGCUUCCAGUUUGGCCAAGGGGCUGAGGUGAUGCCCAGGGGUUUGGCUGUGCCACAGCAGGAGCACGAGUCACCUCGCUCCUCCAGUAAAUCCAAGUCCUCCAAAGCUGAGGAGCAGUUUGGGAACAUGCCCUCCAUCCUGGGAGUCAUGGGGAACUGGGCUGAAGAUGACCUGGCCAGGAUGAGGUUCAAGUGCCCUUUCUGCAGCCACGUGGUGAAGAGAAAAGCCGACCUGAAGCGUCACCUGCGCUGCCACACGGGAGAGCGGCCGUACCCCUGCGAGGCCUGUGGGAAGAGAUUCAGCAGGCUGGAUCACCUCAGCAGCCAUUUCAGAACUAUCCACCAGGCCUGCAAACCCAUCUGCAGGAAAUGCAAGCGCCACGUGACCGAGCUGACGGGCCAGGUGGUGCAGGAGGGGACGCGGCGCUACAGACUCUGCAACGAGUGCCUGGCCGAGGCUGGCAUCGACAGCAUCCGCAUUGACUUGGAGGCUGAGGCACCUCUGGAGUUCCCACAGGAUGGGGACAAAGAUUCCAGGUGGCAUUAUGGAGAGGACAACAAAUCUGAUGUGGAAAUCGUGGAGGACGGCUCGAGCGAUUUGGUGAUCCAACAGGUGGAUGAUAGCGAGGAUGAAGCGGAGGAGAAGGAAGUGAAACCAAAUAUUAGGUAGUUGGAAAUGAAGGAUUUGGGAAUUCAGGAAGAGGGAGAAUGUACUGUGAGCAAAUGUCCUGUGCCAGCUGAUCCUACAGAGACAUGUGGUUGGACAGGUCCAGACUUGCAUGUGGUUAUGGACACGUCGCUGGUUUGGUAGCAGAACUUCCCCCCCAUGUGUUGUUUUGGUUUUAAAAAAAAAUCCAUUCUGAAAUUCUGGAUAAACAAGGAAACUGCAGUACUAUGUGGAUGAUUUUUAUAGCAGGCAAUGGGGAAUGUCUCAAAGCCUCUUGCAAAGGAAAUGACAUCAGAUUGCUUUUUAAAAGUCACAGAUUGUUGUAAAUUGUCCAUUUUUUACACUUGUAGAGAGGUGGGGUGAUAAACAAUGUGUGAAGACCCCCCACACCAGACAGCCUCUCUUGAAUGGUCAGAAGUGAAAAGAAUCUUCCAUGAAAUGUCAUUAAAUCUUCAUGUUGUGAUAAGGAAAAAGGCAGCUAAUUAAGCAAGAGGAUUUAAAAUGUUUUGGCACUUUUGUCUGGAAAAGAAAUUCUGUAAAAUGUUUUAGGAUGGGGUGAAUCUUUAGUAGAUCACAUGUUCAAGACUUACUUCUUUAAAAGAAAAUAAGCACAUAAAUGCUUAACACAUUGAAAUUAAAAAUUUGGAUCAUUAAUUGGUGCCAGUAGAUAUUUUAGUCCCAAAAUUAGAAUCUCAAACUGGGCUGUUUUAAUAAGCACUAUUAAAAUACUCUUUAAAAAAAAAAAUAUUUUGACACCUCUCAAAAGUGCCCAGACAUGGUGGGAUUGUUGGGGUGCAGGACCAGGAGUUGGAUAAUCCUUGUGCAGUUUUUUUAAACUGUACCAGUGGAAGUUCUGGACACCACAUUUGUGUCAUUUCACCCACAGUCAGGCUACAGAGAUGAAGCAAUGAUGAAGAAAUUUUAUUUCUAUUUGGUUUUGUUGCUUAGAGAGUUUCUCUUACCCAGGAGAUGCUCCUGGGCUCCUGCUGCUCUGCAUUCCUUGGACAGAUCUGAGGGGUUUUCCAAUUCUUGGGAUGAUGGGACUCAAUGGCUGUAGACUUAGAAAAUUCUCUAUAUUUUUUUUUUCUUUUUUACAGCUUUGUAAGCAUGUUUGGCUGAACCCCUGUUUCUUACACAACAAUCCCAUAUAUAUAUAUAUAUAUAUAUAUACAUAUCUAUGCUAUAUAAUCUUUCCCAGGGACAGUUCAAAAGUCACUAUUUUAUUUUUAGUGGUGUAAAAACUGUAUAACUUUCUUGUAUCCUCAUGACCAGACAGUGCAGCAUUUUCAUUCCAGGCUGCAGGUGACCAACAAAUGACAACUUGAGAACUUCAUGCUAAAUUCAGUGUGAGCAUUAAGCACCCUCCUCUCCAUGGGAAGCAUCCCAAGGACACAAGAAAUGCUGUUUUAUUGUUGCUACAAAAAUUAUAAUUUAUUGGUUUAGGUUUGGGGAGGGGGUGACUUAAAAAUCUUUGUGGUGACCCAGGUGAAAAUAUCUUAAACAAGACUUUAUGGGACACUUGGUCAGCAGCAAAAAAAAAAAAAUGGACUUGAUGUAAAAACAGACAUUUAAUUUCUUGGAGCUUUCCAACUCCUAAAAUUCCUGCUAUGAAAUGGCUGAGAAAUAUUCCUGAGCAACCUGGAUGAAAUCAAAUACACAGAACAAGAAAUAUUUUAAGGAAUAUGGAGUAACUUUGCUCAAAUUUUCAUAGCUGUUCCCCCUUUCCCUUUCCAUUAAACAGUUUGACAACAAA